GAACUAGUUGCAAGUUCGCCGAGCGAAAGGAAUUGGAGGGGAAUACUCAUUGCUCUUUUGGUGAUUGUUGCCGUUUUGGGCCUCAUUGUCUUCAGCAUAAUUUUAGUGUCACCUCCGGAAGAAGGUCCCAGAACGAAAGGUAUCAAACCAAGUUUGGAAGACAUUUUUCUUAAACUUCCACCUGCAGCCAAAUUCAAUGGAACAUGGAUAUCAGAUAGCGAAUUUAUCUACAAGGAUGCGCAUGGAAGCGUUCUACUUUUUGAUGCAGAUAAUUUGACGACAACCACUAUAAUGUCCAACAUUACUUUUAUGCAAUACGAAGUGGACGAUUUCAAAAUAUCGAAUGGAAUGAAGUAUAUGCUCCUUAUCAGUGAUUUGAAGAAAAAUUAUAGAUACACAACCUUGGCGAAAUAUUAUAUUUAUGAAGUAGCUACAAGACUAAGGAAACCGUUAUCUCCAAAAGAAUUAGAUGACAACGCCCCUUACCUUCAAUACGCAGAAUGGUCACCUGAUGGAGCUGCGGUCGUUUUCAUUUAUGAAAAUGAUAUAUUUUAUAAACCGAAAGUCGAGAAAGAUCUUGUAUGUAGGAUAACAUAUAACGGUAAACCAGGAAUAAUAUUUAAUGGGGUACCAGACUGGCUUUACGAAAAUUUCAUUUUGAAAACAUCACAUACGAUAUGGUUUUCUCCAGAUGGGCUAUAUUUGCUCUAUAUCACUUUCAACGACACAAAUGUUGGAGAAUACAAGUAUUCCUGGUAUGACACACAAGGAUCUGAUCAGAUGGUAUACCCGAAAAUAAAAUCGUUCAGGUAUCCAAUGGUGGAGACAAAAAAUCCAGAAGUUUCAGUUUGGAUAGUCAACCUAACGUUGCCAAAAUAUUUAUUUCCUUCUAGACUGAAACCUACCAAUAGUGUCGAACCUGAUAGCUACAUCACAAGUGUAACCAUCCAAGAUAAAAACAAUGUUGGAGUCGUCUGGUUGAACCGAGAUCAGAACUUGUAUGUAAUAGUCACGUGCGAGUUUAGAAAUAACUUCAAUUGUUCUGAUUUUCAUGUUGAGAAGGAGCACAUAGGAUGGACAGAACCAAUAUUCCAUCCGAUUUUCAACACGAACGGCACGAAGGUUCUUGUUCGACUUCCUGUUAAGGAUGAUGAGAAUGGCUACUUCAUGCACAUCUGUGAGAUUCACAAAAAUAGAGUGAGGCCUCUGACGCAUGGAUCAUUUGAACUGACAAGGAUACUGGCUUGGGAUGAAGAAAAUUCAAUGAU
Leptinotarsa decemlineata (Colorado potato beetle) is the source of this 1268-nucleotide messenger RNA. RefSeq names its product inactive dipeptidyl peptidase 10. The record is from RefSeq and is a predicted model, not a curated record. Gene Ontology annotation, biological process: proteolysis. Gene Ontology annotation, molecular function: serine-type peptidase activity. Gene Ontology annotation, cellular component: plasma membrane. NCBI's taxonomy places the organism in Eukaryota, Metazoa, Arthropoda, Insecta, Coleoptera, Chrysomelidae.